ACAGAAUGCUGUCUGCGCUCCAGCUUUUCGAUGGAGGCCGAGGCCCGAUGGGAUCUGUGCUUUCCGCAGCUGGCCAACCUCUCCUGCAGGAAGCCCUCGUCCGGGUUAUCUGACGACGUCCUUGUGAAUGUUGGGCUGCCCGUCGUCUGCGUCCUCACUGUGCUUCUCAACUUCCUGGUCAUCAUCUCCAUCUCCCACUUCAGGCACAUUUUCUUUUUCCAGGCUAGCGGUGCCAUUUCACACAACUUUUCUUUGGGUGUCUGCCAUUUGGGCCUCUGACAUUGAUUGCUACAGAUUGCAGCUCCGUACUCCCACCAACAUCCUCCUCCUCUCCCUCGCCGUCUCCGACUUCCUGGUGGGACUCCUGCUGUGGCCCGGCGAGAUCUACAUGAGCACAUCCUGCUGGGCUUUCGGUGAUGUUUCCUGCUUUUUGCAUCAUUUCGUUUCCUUCGCCAUCACGUCAGCCUCGGUCGGAAACAUGGUCCUGAUAUCGGCCGACCGUUACGUGGCCAUUUGUGAUCCUCUGCAUUACAACCUCAAGGUCACCGUGAAAAGAACUCAAAUUUGUGUUUGCCUCUGUUGGUUCUUGUGCUUUGUGUACAGUAGCGUCAUUUUGAGGGAUCAGCUGGCUCACCCCGAAAAGUGCAGCUCCUGUUACGGAGAGUGCGUGAUCAAUAUUGACAUUGACGGGGGGAUUCUUGAUCUGGUUGUGAUUUUCAUCCUUCCCCUAUGCAUCAUUGUCACGCUGUACCUGAGAGUGUUUGUGGUCGCUGUGUCUCAGGCGCGGGCCAUGCGUUCUCACGUUACAUGUGGCAAAUUACAACAUUCCGCCCCGUUCAGAGCCAAAAAAUCUGAGCUGAAGGCGGCCAGGACUCUCGGCGUUCUGGUUCUCUGCUUCCUCAUUUGCUUCUGUCCGUUUUACAUUGCAUCUCUCGCAGGCGGUUCGACCUUUUCGUCGUCCUCGCAAUAUGUUCUUUACCUGUUUGAUUUCAAUUCCUGCGUGAACCCUUUGAUCUACGCCUUGUUCUACCCGUGGUUUCGAAGAGCCGUGACACACAUCGUCACGCUGCGGAUUCUGCAGCCCGGCUCGCGUGAGGCCCACGUACUGUGAUACCCUUGCAUGUUGCCGACUCACUCUCAAAUGUGCUUUUCUUAUACUGCGUGAACGUGUGUGCGGAAUAAUAAUUGAAUGAUUCAUCCGAGCAGGACAGCGGGCUGUUACUUGUGGUGAUGAAAUUUAAGAGCACUGUGGACAAUAAAAUAUUGUG
Syngnathoides biaculeatus (alligator pipefish) is the source of this 1268-nucleotide messenger RNA. RefSeq names its product trace amine-associated receptor 13c-like. Gene Ontology annotation, biological process: G protein-coupled receptor signaling pathway. Gene Ontology annotation, cellular component: membrane. The transcript is spliced from 2 exons. Gene Ontology annotation, molecular function: trace-amine receptor activity. The coding region runs from base 128 to 1111 and encodes 327 amino acids. NCBI's taxonomy places the organism in Eukaryota, Metazoa, Chordata, Actinopteri, Syngnathiformes, Syngnathidae. The record is from RefSeq and is a predicted model, not a curated record.